AUGCCGCGUCGAGAUAUCUAUCUUCAUGAUCCAAGUGUAUGUUGGGAUUCUAUUAUUGGACUUGAUGCAGCUAAACGUACAGUAAAAGAAGCCGUUGUUUAUCCAAUACGAUAUCCACAAUUAUUUACUGGUAUAUUAUCACCAUGGAAAGCUUUACUUUUAUACGGUCCACCUGGCACAGGAAAAACCUUAUUAGCUAAAGCUGUAGCAACAGAAUGUAAAACAACAUUUUUUAAUAUAUCAGCCUCAACUAUAGUUAGUAAAUGGCGUGGUGACUCAGAAAAACUUGUACGUGUUUUAUUUGAAUUAGCACGGUUUCAUGCACCAUCAACAAUUUUUUUGGAUGAACUCGAUGCAAUAAUGAGUCAACGUGGGAGUGGUGGUAAUGCAGGCUCUGAACAUGAAGGUAGUCGACGAAUGAAAACAGAAUUACUUGUUCAACUUGACGGAUUAGCUAAAACUGAUGAUCUUGUUUUUCUUCUUGCUGCAUCUAAUUUACCUUGGGAACUUGAUCAUGCAAUGUUAAGACGUUUAGAAAAACGUGUUCUAGUAGAUUUACCAACAAAAGAAGCUCGAAAAGCUAUGUUUCAACAACUUUUACCACCAACUGUUAUUCAUGACAAAAAUGGUCUUGUGUUAUAUUCUGAUCUAGAUUAUGAACGAUUAAGCAAUAACACAGAAGGUUAUUCAGGUGCGGAUAUUAAACUUGUAUGUAAAGAAGCAGCUAUGAAUCCAUUAAGAAAAGUAUUUCAUAUACUUGAAACUCUUCAUGAUGAUGCUGAAUUAGGUAAAUGUAUUCAACUUGAUUCAAUAACAACAGCUGAUAUUGAAAAAGUUUUAUCAACAACAAAACCAUCAGCACGAGCAUUUAAAGAUAAAUAUACACAAUGGCAAAAAGAAUUUGAAUCUGUUUAA
Rotaria sordida is the source of this 915-nucleotide messenger RNA. The record is from the annotation of a GenBank genome assembly. Lineage: Eukaryota; Metazoa; Rotifera; Eurotatoria; Philodinida; Philodinidae.